AUGGGGCAUAGGUUACAGGAAGAUAAGAUGGUUAGGAAGAGUCUGGAGGACAGUGCUCGAUCGUUAGGACAAAAGGCGGUGACCGCUGAAACAAGAGCCGUGGCUGCUGAGAGUGAUCUUAGGAUAGAGAGGGAGUGGCGAAUAUCAUUGCAGGAUUCAAUGAUACGGGAUCGCGACAAAAUAUCGGCGUUGACACAAGAAAUAGAAUCCAUAAAGUCAAUAGGACAAAAAUAUAUGGCCUUACAAGAAGAACAGCACCAACUUAGAGUUCAAUACAGUGAAGCGCAGAAAACUCUAGAAGAAGUCGGCGCUACGUUAAGUGAGAACAAAUUGCAACUUGCCGAAUUGUUAGAAAAAGAAGCGAGGGCGGUACAAGACGACACUCCAAACUGGACUAGCGAUAAGGACGCCUCAGCUUGUGCGGCGUGCGCUAAAGAAUUCACUAUUGCUAGGCGGAAGCACCACUGUAGAAGAUGCGGCAACAUUUUCUGUGGAGCGUGUAGUGAAAAAACCGUAGCGUUAGCUGGCAAUACCAAACCCGUUAGAGUGUGUGACGCAUGCUUUGUCGAAGUUAGACUUACGUAA
This is a messenger RNA of Pieris macdunnoughi, 585 nucleotides long. NCBI's taxonomy places the organism in Eukaryota, Metazoa, Arthropoda, Insecta, Lepidoptera, Pieridae. The record is from the annotation of a GenBank genome assembly.